Messenger RNA from Paramisgurnus dabryanus, 2428 nucleotides. It is a transcript of the gene nox4, whose product is annotated as NADPH oxidase 4. NCBI's taxonomy places the organism in Eukaryota, Metazoa, Chordata, Actinopteri, Cypriniformes, Cobitidae. Gene Ontology annotation, molecular function: superoxide-generating NAD(P)H oxidase activity. Gene Ontology annotation, cellular component: plasma membrane; NADPH oxidase complex. The record is from RefSeq and is a predicted model, not a curated record. Gene Ontology annotation, biological process: defense response; superoxide anion generation.
UCGUAGGGGAGGCGCAUCACGCGAAACAUGACAAGCGUGCACGGGGCAAACCGGUGUCAGACUCUCGCUAACUUGAAGAUCGUGAUCCGCAUUAUAAAUCGGACAGACCUGCAGGUCCAGUGAUGAUCGAGACUGAUCUACGGUCAGCGGGACAAAGUCACCGAAUAGUUUUGCGGUGCGUAAAGAACGAGCGUGCGAACUAACAAUGAGUUUAGCGCUGAAGAGCUGGAUGGCCAAUGAGGGACCCAAACAUUUCACUAUGAUGAUUUGGGUUGGAGUGAACGUCUUCCUGUUCUGGAGAACCUUCAUGCUGUACUACAGCGGAGCGCAGUAUUAUUAUUUGCACAAGAUGCUCGGGUUGGGUCUCUGCAUCAGUAGAGCAUCGGCCUCUGUGUUAAACUUUAACUGUAGUCUGGUCUUGUUGCCCAUGUGCAGAUCACUACUGACAUUAGUGCGAGGGUCACAGCGGGUGAAUAGUAGACAGGUUCGCCGGCUGUUGGAUAGGAGUAAAAUGUUUCAUGUGGCUUGUGGAAUCACUAUAUGCGUCUUCUCAGUGAUCCAUGUGGGCGCUCAUCUCAUAAACAUGGUCAAUUUCUCUGAUAGAUAUUCUGAAGAUUUUCCUGAUCUCAAUGUCGCUCAAUACAAGGGACAGGACUCCAGAGUCAUCAUCAUGAGCACAGUUCCUGGAGUUACCGGAGUCUUGUUGGUCAUAGUGUUGUUUCUGAUGUUUACAGCGUCGUCUUCCUGCAUCAGGGUGUCGAGUUAUGAAAUAUUCUGGUACACUCACAAUCUCUUCAUUGUGUUUUAUCUGAUUUUGAUUGUUCAUGCAGUGGGGGGAGCUUUAAAGUAUCAGGUAAACGUGGAGGCCCACCCACCCGGCUGCGUACACAUGAACCUCAGUUCAGAUUUACCGACCAAUCGCAGAGCAGCAGGAGAAAACGAAACGCAGGCCGUCUGUCGAGAAGAUGCACGCUUUCAAUCCCAUUUCCCUCAGACGUGGCUUUGGGUCUCCGCUCCUCUCUUUCUGUACUGUGCCGAGCGGUUAUAUCGGUACAUUAAAAGCAUUGCUGACCCUGUUACCAUCAUUUCUGUUGUCAGUCAUCCCUGUGAUGUCGUAGAAGUGCGUAUGUUAAAGAGCGGCUUUAAGCCCCGCCCCGGGCAGUACAUCCUGCUGAACUGCCCUGGUGUGUCCUCGUUUGAAAAUCAUCCUUUCACUCUUACCACGUGUCCAACAGGGAAAAAUGAAACAUUUGGUAUUCAUCUCAGAGUACUGGGAGACUGGACAUCGAAAUUUUCUCAGCAGCUGCUCGAACAGUCGGACAGCUCCGAGAUCCUUCCCAUGAUGCAUCAGAGGAGAUAUCCCACAGUACACGUGGAUGGUCCGUUUGGCAGUCCGUCAGAGGAGGUGUUUAAUUAUGAGGUCAGCCUGUGUGUGGCGGGCGGGAUCGGAGUCACACCGUUUGCUUGUGUCCUACAAGCUCUCUUUGAAGAUUGGUGUCAGUAUAAGUUGAAGAGGUUAUAUUUCGUUUGGGUGUGUAGAGAUCUUCAGUCUUUCUAUUGGUUUGCUGAUCUACUGUGUGGACUUCAUGAGAGGUUGUGGCAGAACAAUCGUCCAGAUUAUCUGAAUAUCCAGCUGUAUCUCAGUGACUCUCAGGGAUUACAGAGCAUCAAUGAGGAGCGAUAUCGUUACCUGAGCUCCAGACUUCAGAUUGGUCGACCAAAGUGGAAACUUCUUUUCCAAGAGAUAGGAAGAGCCAAUCAGCAUAAAAAGGUUGGAGUGUUCUGCUGUGGACCUAAAGGUAUUUCUAAAGCAUUACACGGUAUGUGUAACUCAAACCCGUACUCACAAACUACUUUUGAGUACAACAAAGAGUCAUUCAGCUGAUGAUUCACAAAUUCAUGAAUCAGUAAAAGCCAAAUAAUAAACCAAAGAAACUUCUGCUGAGGGACGAAGAGCAGGAGGAAGACGUCUGCACUUGAUGGGCAUCAUCAUCAUCUUCAGCCGGUAACCAGUUUAAUGAUUUGCACAGUGCUGAAGAGUUUUUUUUAUAUAUAUAUGAACAUGCCCUCAAUAAACCCUUAAAAAUACACAAUUAAAUGAUAAAAACAAUAUGAGGGUGAGAAAUGAUAACCAAACUUCACAUUUUGGAUGACAUAUUGCUGUAUAACUUGAAGUCAUCCUGUCUGCGUUAUGUAUAAACGCCAAGAGGUUUGGUGUAAAGUUUAUUUAAUUCAUUCUUGGACUAUGUUUUGCUCUUCUAUUUAAUAGCUUUUGUUUUACUAUUGUCAUAUUUCACGUAUAAUGUUUUCAUGUAUUACAAUUGUUUUUUUUUGGUCCAGAUUUCAGGUGAAGCACAAAAAUAGUUUACAUUUUUUUUAAAUGUAACAUUUAAUAUGUUUUGAGGCCAAAAUCAAAUGCACUGUUACU